Messenger RNA from Acytostelium subglobosum LB1, 579 nucleotides. RefSeq lists its product as hypothetical. The transcript has a single exon. The record is from RefSeq and is a predicted model, not a curated record. NCBI's taxonomy places the organism in Eukaryota, Evosea, Eumycetozoa, Acytosteliales, Acytosteliaceae. The annotation marks the transcript as partial.
UCCUCACCUCUGCCAAGUAUAAUAAUGCACGACUAUGACGGACUUUACGAUCACAACAGCAUUGGCCUCGGUCAUCAUGAUGUGGCUAUGGCGUCAUCGGGCAUGACGUCCACGACGAGCACAUCAUCCCUGUCCAGCAGUGGCACGCACAGCAACAAUAGUAACAAGCGUAGACAGCAACACCCGUCGCCAAGCAACCCGCGAUACAAGUGCAUGCAUGUCAAGUGCAGCUACUCAUACAGCCACUCGAGCGGAAGGAGCAACCAUUACACAACGUACCAUACCGAGCCCUGCAAGGAGCAGUGUAAGCAUUGUGACCUCGUCAAGAAGAAACUAAGCACCAAGAAGGUCAAAUGUCGCCAUGAGGUCUCCUGUAACAAGGACCUGUCCACGUCGAACCGCGCCAACCACGAGAAGAACCUCAAGAUGCACACCAAGUGCAGUGCGAUGUGUGCCAUCUGUCGCGAGAUCCGCAGCAAGGAGCGCAGAGGCACAGAUGGUGGAAAUGGCGGAAAUGGCGGAAAUGGCGGAGGCAGUUGCGGACAUGGACAUGGACAUCCAGACAUUGGCAGCGGCAAC